Pocillopora meandrina is the source of this 2952-nucleotide messenger RNA. The record is from the annotation of a GenBank genome assembly. Lineage: Eukaryota; Metazoa; Cnidaria; Anthozoa; Scleractinia; Pocilloporidae.
AUCGAGUACCAUCAACGUCGUCUAGAAAUUGCUAAAGAAGUGGGAGACAAGGCCGGAGAGGGAAAAAGUUAUGGCAAUCUCGGCUGCGCUUAUUGUAGUCUAGGACAGUUCAAAACAGCAAUCGAGUACCAUCAACGUGGUCUAGAAAUUGCUAAAGAAGUGGGAAACAAGGCCAGAGAGGGAACAAAUUAUGGCAAUCUCGGCUGCGCUUAUUGUAGUCUAGGACAGUUCAAAACAGCAAUCGAGUACCAUCAACGUGGUCUAGAAAUUGCUAAAGAAGUGGGAAACAAGGCCAGAGAGGGAACAAAUUAUGGCAAUCUCGGCUGCGCUUAUUGUAGUCUAGGACAGUUCAAAACAGCAAUCGAGUACCAUCAACGUUGUCUAGAAAUUGCUAAAGAAGUGGGAGACAAGGCCGGAGAGGGAACAAGUUAUGGCAAUCUCGGCUGCGCUUAUUGUAGUCUAGGACAGUUCAAAACAGCAAUCGAGUACCAUCAACGUCAUCUAGAAAUUGCUAAAGAAGUGGGAGACAAGGCCGGAGAGGGAACAAGUUAUGGCAAUCUCGGCUGCGCUUAUUGUAGUCUAGGACAGUUCAAAACAGCAAUCGAGUACCAUCAACGUGGUCUAGAAAUUGCUAAAGAAGUGGGAAACAAGGCCAGAGAGGGAACAAAUUAUGGCAAUCUCGGCUGCGCUUAUCGUAGUCUAGGACAGUUCAAAACAGCAAUCGAGUACCUUCAACGUGGUCUAGAAAUUGCUAAAGAAGUGGGAGACAAGGCCGGAGAGGGAAAAAGUUAUGGCAAUCUCGGCUGCGCUUAUGAUAAUCUAGGACAGUUCAAAACAGCAAUCGAGUACCAUCAACGUGGUCUAGAAAUUGCUAAAGAAGUGGGAGACAAGGCCGGAGAGGGAAAAAGUUAUGGCAAUCUCGGCUGCGCUUAUCGUAGUCUAGGACAGUUCAAAACAGCAAUCGAGUACCAUCAACGUCAUCUAGAAAUUGCUAAAGAAGUGGGAGACAAGGCCGGAGAGGGAAAAAGUUAUGGCAAUCUCGGCCGCGCUUAUCGUAGUCUAGGACAGUUCAAAACAGCAAUCGAGUACCAUCUUCGUUAUCUAGAAAUUGCUAAAGAAGUGGGAGACAAGGCCGGAGAGGGAAAAAGUUAUGGCAAUCUCGGCUGCGCUUAUCGUAGUCUAAGACAGUUCAAAACAGCAAUCGAGUACCAUCAACGUGGUCUAGAAAUUGCUAAAGGAGUGGGAGACAAGGCCGGAGAAGGAACAAGUUAUGGCAAUCUCGGCUGCGUUUAUGAUAGUCUAAGACAGUUCAAAACAGCAAUCGAGUACCAUCAACGUGGUCUAGAAAUUGCUAAAGAAGUGGGAGACAAGGCAGAAAAGGGAAAAAGUUAUGGCAAUCUCGGCUGCGCUUAUUAUGGUCUAGGACAGUUCAAAACAGCAAUCGAGUACCAUCAACGUGGUCAAGAAAUUGCUAAAGAAGUGGGAGACAAGGCCGGAGAGGCAUUCUCACUCUCUCUUCUUGGAGAAAGUUUUGAGAGUCAAGGUGAACUUAGGAGGGCCUUUGACUGCUUUCACUCUAGUGUAGAGGUGUUUGAUAGUAUCAGGGCGAGUCUGCAUUUCAAUGAUCAGUGGAAGAUUACUUAUCGUGAUCAGCAUAAGAGUGCAUACAUAGGCUUGUGGCGUAUAAAUCUAAUCCAAGGUGAAGUUGUUGAUGCUCUUCUCACCGCAGAGAAAGGACGUGCUCAAGCUCUGAGAGAUCUACUCACUCAAAAAUAUCAGCCCAGAGAUUUUUUGUUUGGUCUCCUUAGUUUUGCUCCAUCAAGUACGAUUUUUAUAGCUAUCAGUGGACCUUACGUUCACUUCUGGGUUAUCCUUAGCGACGAUAAUAUCCAAUCGAGAAAGGUACAUGUGAACAAUUAUAAGUAUCAGAAGGAAUUGGAAUUUUUCAUCAAGCAACAGAACAAAACUGCCUUGAAAGAGGUUGGUGCAAGAGAUGCUGUUGCAUGCGAAAAUCCUCCUCAUUACUCGCCGAAACCGGAGAAAGUGGCGAACGAUAUGAUUCAAGUUGAUGUAAUGAACUCACGAUUAAGUGCUCUACAGAAGCUUUAUGGCAUCAUCGUUACUCCUAUUGCUGAUCUGAUCAAAGGCAACGAGCUUACAGUUGUUCCUGAGGGUCCGUUUUGUCUUGUGCCUUACGCGGCAUUGGAAGACUCAAAUUCAACUUAUCUGAGUGAUUCAUUCAGAAUUCGUGUGCUUCCUUCCCUGACGACCUUACGACUAAUUAAUGAUUCCCCAGCUGAGUUCCACAUGAAGAGUGGUGCAUUGCUUGUUGGCGACCCAUGUUUCAAAGAGAUCAUUUAUCAGGGAAGACGUUUGGUGCAACUUCCAGGAGCAAGGGAAGAAGCGGAAAUGAUUGGACGAAUUCUCAGUAUUUCCCCCCUCACUGGAGAGAUGGCAACAAAAGGAGAAGUGUUAAAACGACUGUCAUCAGUGGCUUUGGUGCACAUUGCAGCGCAUGGUAAAAUGGAAACUGGGGAAGUAAUCCUGGCACCAAACACCACAAGAGAAACUCCUCAGCCUCAAGAAAAGGACUAUCUACUAACGAUGAAAGAUGUCCUGGAAACUGGACUGCGGGCGCAACUGGUUGUUCUAAGCUGUUGUCACAGUGCUCGUGGGGAAGUCAUGGCCGAGGGCGUGGUCGGCAUCGCCCGAGCAUUCCUGGGUGCAGGUGCUAGAUCUGUUGUGGUAGCCUUGUGGGCGUUAGAUGACGAAGGAACCCUGGAGUUCAUGAGUUUCUUUUACGAUGCACUUGCUAAAGGCAAGAAGUCAAGUGAAGCUCUCAAUCAGGCCAUGAGAUGUAUGAGAGAAUCUGGAACGUUCAAGGAGGUGAAGUACUGGGCACCAUUUGUACUCAUUGGUGAUGACGUCAAACUUGAUAUCAAGGACAUCUAG